This is a messenger RNA of Haliotis rufescens (red abalone), 8348 nucleotides long. RefSeq lists its product as uncharacterized. The transcript is spliced from 6 exons. Bases 241 to 2934 code for a protein of 897 amino acids. The record is from RefSeq and is a predicted model, not a curated record. Lineage: Eukaryota; Metazoa; Mollusca; Gastropoda; Lepetellida; Haliotidae.
GACGAGCGGUCCUAUCAAAGCCUGACCCACUUAGAAAUUCAAGUCACAACUGUUUGACUGAAUGCAGUUGUGGUGGUGCCUGUAUGCCCUCCUGCCUGCAGCAAUGACCCCACAACAGGUAGAUGCCCCCAAUUGUCACCGGUAGCAGAUCGAGGAGGCAGAUGUGCAGGUGAAGUGACAGCAGAGUGCACCCUUUUCCCAAACCAGCCUCACUGGCUCGAGACUGUUGGCAGGCAGCACAUGAAUAAGCUAAAAAUGGCAGUGGAGGAGAGCCCACGUGCUAGUCGGUCCCGAAACAGAGAGUCCUGUGUGCCUGCUCUCCCACCACUCUCCAUCAAUACCAUGACACAGGGUCAGCUGCGAGAGUUUGUCCCUGCCCUGAUGAAGGUAGUCAGUGGGAGUGGAGAAUGUACCCGUGGACCAGGCCUCAUUCAGAGACCUCACUGGUGGCCACCAGAUGUACCCCUCUGGUCAAAUGCCACAGACAGAAACAAAGAGGCUGCCUUCACUGAAGCCAUGAAGAAGGUUGUGCGAAGCUGCUACCACCAUCUUGGUCAGGAAUCUCUGUUGUCUACUGGCAAACUUAAUGACUGGAAGACUGUCAUAGCACAUGGACAGUCUCGGAGACAGAAUUUCAAUGCCAACAACAGCUCGGAUCUCCUAUGUAGGACUCCUGACCUGAUGAAGAGUGGCAAGAAACCCUUUGUGGAAAUCUAUGUGUGUUUCUUCUGUAACAAGGAAUUUUCCAAUAAAGAGGAAAUGAGAAAACACCAACUGAACUGUACUGAGCGUCCACAGGAGUUACAAGCUCUCAACACCCCGCCUCCUGCCACAAAACGUAACAAGUCUAAAGGGAAGUCUCCCACGUCCAGCCCAACUACGGUCACUCCACCAAGAAGCCCCACCCUAGAGAACUAUCUACAGAAGCUUCAUCUCAUUCCUGUUUCCAAAGCUAAGAAGUUGAGAGCUUCAACCAGAAAAAGUACGGACCUCGACUGUGCCAAGAUUGAUUUCAGUGAGCCAGAGACACCUGUCUCCCCUACAACUCCCAAGACACCAAAACUGUUAAUAUCUCAGUUGAGUCGUGAUGACUCAGGUCAGUGUAAGCGACGCCUGUCAUAUCGGAUUCAGGAAGAGCACAGUGAUUCUGAGAGUGUGGUCAGCGGUAGUAGUGAGGAUACAGAGGAGAAGCAAGCUCCUGUCAGGACAAAAUCACUCCUCAACAUUGAGCUGUCCUCACUCCUAGGACAAAGGAUUCAGAAACAUCUCAAAUCAGAAUCUAACAUUUGUGUUGUGGCUAAUGCAGAGGCUUUCUGUAAGACUCCUGUAAAGAAUCAUUUCCUAGAGAAAUUGAGAAAGAAGGAAAAUGUUUACCCUGUCACAUACAAACCAAGGAAAAAAUUCAAGAAACGACCUCACGUACACAUGUACUGCUUUACAAAACGUCAGAGGCAACUGCAGUUUAAAAAGCUUGAGACAGGCUUAGAUAGGAAAAGUCGAUUGCUAGCCAGAUCUUUACCCAAAUGCAAAGUUGUUAUAGGAAGGUUGUCAAAGCAAGGUUUAAAAUAUUGGCUUGGUCGUAAAGAGACUCAACAAAAGAAAACUCAAUGCAUAUUCCCUGAAGGACCAACAUUCCUCUCUGAAGACAUUGACAAAAUGCUUGGUUUGAGGAAGAAGAACAAGCCACCCAAGCCAGAAAGGAGCCUGUCCCUUGCCAAUGUUGUAUCUGAGGACACUAAUGCUGAAGUGUUGCAGCAAAAGGUAGCUGUGUACAGAAGUCUGUUGUCAGAUCUUUCUUCCAGCAAGGAGCAGACACUUAUCAGCAUGUCACCCAGUAAACAGUCAUCACAAAAAAACCUGAAGGGUAGCAAUUUGCAGGCAGCCGAGAAGAAGUACAACAAACUAUCUGCUUCUUUGUUUACAGAUGGCUUCAUGGAAAACCCAAAACUGAAAGAAAGAUUCCCACAACUGAAUUCUCUACUUGCAGCGCCUUCUCUACCUGGUGAACCUCUAACACCCUCCUCUUCAACCUCAUCUAGUCCAGUCUCCUCUCGUCAACUCUUUAAAAAGACUUUCAGUCAGCCUCUCAAAAUUGACAUACCUUCUCAGGGCUCACUUGGCAAACAAAGGAUGAUAAGCCCAUUCUUUCCGAACUCUAGUCAUGGGGAUGGUUUAAGGGAACACAUUUCUCCAGAUGAUUCGGUGUCUAUCAUCACUGUAUCAUCGGAUGAAGAUUCGUUCACAAAUUCUCUAUGUUGCACAGGCUGUAGACAAAGGCAGAAGUGUAAGUGCACACCAGUGAAAAUUGAUCUCAGUAAGGGUGUAAAACCACCACACAAUGUAGAAGUUUCGCCCAUUAGAAAUUAUCUUGGUCAGUUUUUGAAAAAGGAUGUGAAGCCUAAAGCAGCACAUCUUCCAGGUGCACUCAAGAAGACUAAGGAUAGAAAGGCAUGCAAUGUUUCUCUAGAGGAAAAGAAAGUUAAAGAGACCUCAACAGAACAUAAAAACAAACAGAAAACUUCUGUUGGAGGGAAACUGAAAAAUAAGAAAACAGAUGAAAUGAGAUCAAAAGAGCCUUCAUUACUUGCUGAUGUCAAGGAGAGUAGAAAACGUGUAAUGGUUUCAGAAAGCAAGAAAAGAACUGAUGCUAGUGUGACUAUUGGAGGCCAAUAUGGUCUGCGCAAACAGGCAAGUUCGACUGAAGGGAUCAUAAAAUUUUCUCUCAGAUCCAGUCCUGUCAAUAAGAUAAAUCUUAUAAAGAAACCUACCAAACUUGGGUUACGAAGUCAUAACUCGGCUCCUGCAAACUAUGCAGGGAAAGGCCUCAAGAGACAUGCAUCAGAUGCCCCAACGAAAAGUGCUAAUAUAUCAAGUCCUAAGAAAUCCAAAUUGGAUGUGUUGCCACGAACAAGAAGGAACUCUGUUCUUGUCUGACUUCAGUCAAGCAGGAACUGGUGGUUGCUAGAAAGUUGUCAGGAACUACUGCAAACUAGAUAUUGGCAAAACACAAUUCACAUGGUUUACCCUAUUGAUAUGCUUAUCUUUUAACAUGAAUAUUAACAAUGUGAAAACAGUCUUUUAAAAAGAAAUCCUCAUCACUUUGAGUUUUAUGUUGUUUUCCCAAAUCAGAGCCCUUUUAGUAUUUUCAAGUUACAUGUUUUAGAAUGACAGUUUUAUAAACAAAAUGUUCUAAAAACAGUUUUCAACAGAUUAUUUCUUUUAAUAUUGGAACAAGAAGAAUAGCUAGGGCACUUGAAAUCUACUUUAAGUAGGGUAUCCUGCAGCCUUCACUUGUAUUCAGCUUGAUGGUGUCUUGGCAGGCCAUCAUAUCACCACCAUGAUGUCAGAUUAGUGUACAGAUGUUUACUUCCCUCACACACACCAUAUAUGUAACACAACUCAAAGGUGCUGUACAGGAUUGCCUUGUGGCAUUUCACAUUACAUUUGGUAUUAAUGUAUGUAUAGUUACAGAAUCUCAUCCUGGAAACUUGUGAUUGUUUCAAGUAUUUCUAGUUACAUCUUUAUAUUGCCAGUCAUUGUGAGUUAUCUGUUAUAAGUUAUAUCUGGAGUUCCAACAUUCAUUGUUUCAUUUCAAGUUUCAUUGUAAGAUCUGUUCCUGUUUGUAAUCCCAGUCUUAACAAAAUGGAAAAAUUAACACAUGAACACACAUUUGAUAUAAAUGGGAGAGGCUGCAGAGCUGAAUGGUUAAUCAUGAUUGUGCCAGAAUUAGUCAUAUUCAGUUAUUUCACCUUCUGAAAACUAACAUAUAAAAUCCUUAGACAUCCAGUCUGUUGAGGUAAAUAACAGGCCUGAAGCCCACCGUCACUGGAGGAGAAUAUCACACAACUGCAUCUAAAACGAUAAUUGACAGCACAUCCUGUUCCAACAGCUCUCUAAAUGAACUCGAAAUUCAUUGCACAAAUUGUUCACGUAAUGAAGGCAGCUAUCAUUUCCAUGGAGAAGUGUCCCAUUUACUCCCAUUGAGCAUGGCUGCUGCAACGGUAAUCGGAGAUGAUCCUGUUAGUAGUUUAGUUUUCUAUAGAAAUAGUACUUCUAAGUAGAGAAUUCAAAAUGAUCUACAAUGCCACAUAUUUAAAACAAAUUGCCUUUAUUACUUUAAAACAAAAUAUCAAGGACACUUUUGGUGUAUAAUGUUUUCAGGAUAGACCCCAUUGUCACAAAUGCAGUUGUAUCUAAUGGAAAGAAGCAGUUUUCUUGUUAAUGUCAUGCAGCAUUCUUCUUUAAUAAUCUCAUCACCAAGCCAAACUUAUGCAGUUAAAGUUAGGUUAAAUAUAUUAAGCAAGGAAAGAUUUCCAUGUAGCUUAUAGAAAUGAAAGAUGCAUGUCGUCUAGUGAAAAUGUAGAAAUAGGUGGUCCAGCAGAGAUGUUAUUUAGCACAUGUAAUUCAGAAAGCAGAUGGUACCCUCAGGCAGUGGGCAUACUUGUUUUAUACCUUCAGUGGUAACCUUAAUUGUAUUGUAGUCCUCAUUUGUUUUUAUUUGACUUCCCGAACUGGAAGGAUGUUUAUUGUUUAUUUUAUUUUAAACCAGUUCAAAUAUAGAAAUAUUUCUGAUGGUGGUUGUCUCAAAUGAGCUUUGGUUCUUCAUUGUUGUCAGGUCGAAUUUGCAGGCCAUUAUGAUUUUAUCAGAGUUGUAUAUCUAACUGCCUCACUUCAUGCCGUUUCUCCCUGUAGAGGCACUGGCAUACCAUACAUGAUUUAUGUCUUCAUUUAUGGAAUCUUAUAGUUUGCUAUGUCAACUAAGCUUAUGUAUGAUUUGGUGGCAAAUGUUACUAAAUCCUUCAGUUUCUGUUAGUUUGAUAAAGUGAUACCUGACUGAGCAUUUUGCCAAGGGCUCAAAUAGUAAAUCUAUUAAACUCUAUUGACAAUUACCCAAGUACUUAUUUUAGGUCUUAUUUGUAUCUCAGAAACAUGUUUAACUAUGUGAACAUAUGGAUGAUUGUGUCAUCACAUGCAGGUAGACUUAUGUAGUCUGGAAGAAGUCUAGAUACAUUUCAUUUUGUGAGUCCAGUCACAUGAUUCAAGGUUAAGAUAUAAAUGUCCUGAUUUGUUUACUCUGUUCUGUUUUGGGACAUAUGUGAACCUGUCCAAUCUGCAGACAAGAUUUAAAGGGAAAUAGUGUACUGUGAUGGGGUUGUUAACCUUUUAAUUGUACUGCUUCCAAGUUUUUAUUUUAGAAGGGACACAAUGUUCAUUGAUUCCCAGGUGAAGUACAUACAUUUUGGGAGUUUGUCCUUUUAUCUUUUGAGAACAUCAGUUAUGAAGUGUUUAAAGUAUUAUUGUUGACAUUUUAUUGAGAUAGGGAUGAAAUACAGCUUAAGCUAGGAAGUUCAGUGCUUGUAUUGUCAAUCCCAACACACAAUUGGCUGUAGAGGCCACAUUUACCCUGGUCACCAAUGUUUACUGGAUGAAAUGGCACAGUUGCAAAUUUUCUAAAAUAGUUCAUAGGAAUAAGGUAAUAUUGUUACAUUGAUGUGUUGAUGGUUAAAAAGCAUGGUCAUCUCGAUACAAGAAUUCCUGGGUAGUUCAGCUACUGAGUACAGCAUACUUCUAUAGUUCAAGACAUCGCUGUCAUAAUCAGAUUUAUUAAGUACCAUAAUGCUAUGGAGGUUUUGUAGGCAUUAUGGAAAUCUGGACCACCAAUUGAACUUGAAGAUAUAAGCUUGGAAGAAAUAUUAUUCUACAUGAAGUCAGGAUCAUUUCAAUUUUGGGAGCAUGGUCAACAAGCACUGAAGUUCUCAUGGGAUAGUGUAACUCUUUAAUGGAGAAGUGAUUCAGUUCUAUAAACAAUGAGUCUUUUGUCCUCCGUGUAUGUGUAACUGUGAUAAGAUGGAAAGUACCUACUUACUUUAUUAUAUUCAUGUUUUAUCAUGAACAAGUUUGCCCAUUAUGGGGCAGUUUUAGUUGUUACUCCUGUGUUUUACCGAUAGUCAGAAACAGUUGUGAUAAUACUUCUCCAUCUUACCAUAGUGCAACUAUGCUAAUACUGAAGAAAUUUGAUUUCAAAUGUCACUGAAUUGUCAAAAAAUAAUUUAUGCCAAAGAAUUGUAUUUUCUUAUUUCUUUACUUCUAAGGUGUUGAAUGAGUUCUGGACAGUGUUGUUAAUGUUUGAUGUUUGUCUUUGACAUUGUUAGUUUAUUGUGUUAAUGAUGGUUCUAAAAAAACUUAUUCAAAGCAUUAUUUGAUUUAAGAAUUUGAUAAAUAGCACAGUGUGACAAAGGCCAGCCUUAGUGGUGGCCUGGGUGUUGUACACCAUUAACAUCUUUACUUUAGAAGUGGAGCAUAUAAACAAAUGUAAGUUUCCUUAUGGAAUGCUACCUAUACUAAGCUAUGUACUCGCGUACACAGCAGCAAAAUAAUUUUCUUUUAAAUGUUUUGCUGAAAGUAUCUACAUAGUAAGUUAGUAUGGUGUAUGACUAUCGUACAAACAACAAAUGAUCUGGCGUAGUCCUGUUCACAUAUGUAUCUCUCCCUCCACCAGUGGCUCUCAUUACUUCAUACAGCACCUGAUGAACAUAUUUCUGGAUUAUCCCACCUGAUGUUAAUCUUCAUAACAUUGCUUUAAUCCUCAUUUCAUCUUGUCAUAAAUCUUAUCGCCAGACAUAUUUUGUUUGUGCAUUCUAGAGAACUUAUUGUAUGUUUGCUUAUUUUGUAUGUUGUAUGAUAUAGUCACAUAUCACAAAGACACCUGUAUUUUUUGUUCAGCAAAGGUAAAGUUAAGUCAAUGCAAAAAUACAAGGGUUCUCUGGAGAUUGAAUAUUGCAUAUGUAUGAAGUUAUAAAAUACAUAGCAAAGCAUUAAUCAAAAUAUUGUUCAGUUAUAAUUAAAUUGAUUUUUUUUAAGUAGAUGUUUUGGAUCCUCUUCCCUGCCACCCCCUAUUCACUGCAAUUACAGCUGUCAGGUGAAAUGACACCGCCAUGACAUUUUUUUUUAAAAGCAUGAAAAAUAGAAUCGGUAGUAGAGAUUCUGUAUGCAUGAUGCUUACACUUAUCCUACUCAUUGGUUUUUAUCCUUCUGUUUCAAAAAGGGGGACAUGGGUCAUCUAAGGCGCUGCAAUUUUCUGUGCAGAGUUGCGUUCUUUGGGCACGCCUUAAACCUAUGAUCGUGGGUUCGAAUCCUGGUUUCAACCCGAUCAUAUUUCUAGGUUUGUCAGCACCAUACCCGUGGGUUUCACCACAGUGGUAAACAUUUGAGACCUUCAUCACUUCGGGCUUUCCUCACAUCUAGCUGACAUGCCGUGAUAUAACUAGAAUACUGUUCAAAGCAGUGUUUAACCUAUCUCGCUCACUCACUGUUUCAAAAGGCAACACAUUACUUUUAUUCUGGUACUCAGGUUCAAAAUUAGAUGUUUGUUUUGUGUAGUUUAGUAUAACCUCAAAGAGGGUUACGUUGACAAUAGUUAGACCUUUUAUUUCAGAAUUGUGGCCUCUUGUGAUGCUACAUUGCUCUUUGGAACAAAAUGAGACGAUCUGCAUCUAUCACAGACCUUUUCCAUGUGUAAAAGGACAUGCAUUGAUAUUUUACCAUAUUCUGUGAUCACAUUUUACCCUGCCGAAAACAAUUUUUAUCUUCCAUACUUGACAAAGAGAACAACCAUGUACAUUGACCAAUUGUUAUUGAAGCACUUGUAUGUUUUGUAUGCAAAUAUCAGUAUUCCAUAUUGAUGCCAAAUAUAUUUGCACUAUGUGCAAACAAGAUGGUAGUGUUUGUAUGUGACUGUAGGAAGGUGGAAAGGCAUUGUUUAUUUUCUGGGUGGAGGAAAGUGCAUAAGCAUUUUCAUUCAAAAGUUCUAUCUUUGAUAAGAAGUCAUGAUGGAACUAUUCUUCCUUAAUGAAAAUAAUAAAAUAAUAAUUUUUGAUGUCAUUCUAGUUAUGAUGUGAAAUAGUUUGACUUGAAAUCCAUGUGAGAUUUUCAAAAAUGGCUGCCAAAAGAGCCACAGUAGAAAUCUUUUACUGGAAGAGAUACUUGAGAUAAGUAAAUGAACUACAGUCUCAUACAGCUCCAAAUCAUGUUGAUUUGAAGGUAUUGUGUGCACUAGAAGGGUCUUUUUGACCACUGUAUGUCGUUGUUUGAAUGCAUGACUUGUAGACUAUAGAAACAGGGUGAUCAGGAACAAUAUGGCUGUUUAGCGUGACACUGUACCUUUAAAUGUGUUAAUUUGGCAAGUGUUGUACAUAAUAUACAUAUAUUACUGUUAAUUUGAUGCAAUAAUGUUUUUGUUGAGAUCAUCCACAUGCCUUUCUUUUAUCAUGAGCUAUUAUCAUCUAUUCCUGUAUUUUCAUACCCAUUGCAGUUGCUAACAUGCAGCACUGAAUAAAGUGUAAAUAAUU